Anopheles aquasalis is the source of this 908-nucleotide messenger RNA. RefSeq lists its product as uncharacterized. The record is from RefSeq and is a predicted model, not a curated record. NCBI's taxonomy places the organism in Eukaryota, Metazoa, Arthropoda, Insecta, Diptera, Culicidae.
UGGAAAACCCAAACAAACCCAAAAACGGUGGGAAAAGUGUUUCAGAUUUCGGUGGAAAACGAUGAAAACCCGAAACGUUUGGACUUACGAUGAAACGCUGGAGAUGCUCAACAUCAUGCACGAACAGGAAAGCCUGAAGGCCAUGAAUGGUAGACCCUUCCGGAAGGAUAAAGCGUUCCGUCUGGUGAACGAGGAACUGGCCCGGCGCGGCUACCUUCUGCGGGAUCCCAAGAAAAUAGAGCAUCGAUGGAAAAAUCUGAAGCGGAAAUACUUCGAUCUACUCAGGGACCCGAACCUCUCGGAAACGGACUCCUUUCUGUACUUUGAUGAAAUCGAUCUGCUGAUGAAAGGCAAAACCCCCAAGCAAGACGCAUAUCAGCCCCAGAGCAAAUCAGCCCCAGAUAAGGUGAUUAAGGAGGAACCGUCCGAUUAUCUGACUGCCCGGAGCGUUACCGGUGACGAUGAGGAGGUUGAGCGGCCUCGCAAAGAACUGACCAGACCGAUCCAGCAAAGGCGGUCCCUGCGCACAACGAAAGGGAAAUCGAGCCGUUAUAACAUGGAAAACGUUCUGCAACGCUCGUCUCCGUCGUUCGAGGGAAAUUCAACGGAAGAUUUGGUGUAUCGGCUACAAACGCGAUUAAUGAAUUACCAAUUUGAUCUGUACAGCACGGCGCAACGAGAAUCGGAUGAAACUUUUCUGGAUAUGAGCCGCCAGCUGAUGGAGGAAAGCAAUGAACGGUUUAAUACCAUUUUGGAUGAACUGUUGUCAAGACAUGGCCGGUAGUAGCGAAGCAAAGAAGGUCACCCAAUCAAAAGAUCCUGGCACCAUUUUCGGGGUAUCAAUUUACGUGGACACACUGAAAAGUCAAUAAAGGAUAAUUCCAUAAACAAAUAUUACAUUGAGGGAA